AUGGCUGCCAACGCUCAGUCCUUAAAUGCCGACGAAGGAACCGCGUCUAGAUUCGUCUCCAUGAUUUCCAAGGGCCUUGAUGUCUUCACCCUCAACUCCAACCCCAGCACGCCUCAGAAGACGAUCGUGGCUGAACCAGAGUCCGGAGAAGGGUCGCCUACGCCGAUUCGACCCGCACUGCGGACAGACCCAGAUGGCAGCUCCUCGUCCGGGUCGAGCCCAUCGCGCCCUGGCAAGGCAAGUGUCGUCAUCGCAAACCUUGGUGUGGACGGCGAUGGGCAACGAACAAACGUGGAGGGCAAUCGCCGCCGGGGUCUCAGCUCCGCAAGCCGUGGCUCCGGUGGAAUCGCGGGAGCGGUCGGUCGACGUAAAGGGCGUGUCGAGACGUUCGUCCUCGUCAAGCCUCCACCAACCUCGUCCAAGAACCCGUUGAACCUGCAGCUCCAGCUCGUCAUGCCGGCCAAAUCUGGACGGCCUAGAGCAGGUUCGGACGCGGCCUCAAGGGCUAUGAUCCCUCCCCUCCCAACGCCCACAGCCACCUUGCCCGCAGCGCAGGCCGCCGCAGAAGCGUCAGAACCCUCUACGCCAGCCAGACAAUCAUUUGAGACGUCUCUGGCUAGCGACGGGGUCCCCAACGGCAUAUCGGACGUCGCUGCAUCGACGACAUCGGGGUCCGUGACGUCGGACGCACCACUUUCUGAAGCGGCAUCUGGUGCUCCGAACCUUCCAUCGUUACCUGAGAAUCAGGCCCCGACCGUCCGGCGGCGAUCAUCGACCGGGUCCCAAACUUCGACUAGCAAUGCUUCGAUGGUCAGCAGUGUCUCGGGCAAGCAGCGCAUAGUCCCACUUUACAACCUCUCGGUGCACAACGUGGUCCAGCCGACCAUCGUAACGGACGCCGGAACCGACAGCCGGGUGGCCAAGUUCCUCAAGCGGAAUCUCGACAUCAACGGUGUUGGGAUCCUCGAACCGUCAGAAGUGUGGCUCCCUCUCCCAGGUAGCGCAGUGGGCUCGGUUCCUGGCAACUCCCCCCGGCCAUCUUUCGACCCCAAUAAUGGCGGGAGACUCGCGCGUCCCGCGUCAAUGAUCUCUAACAUGUCGCUCCUCUCUCCUGCCGUAACACGUGAAGACGUAAAGAGACCGAAUAUCGAGACUGGCGGCAAGCCUGGUAAGGUCGAUGCCCAUGGCCUCCGCGUGCAAGAUGAGGGCCCCAAGAAGUUCUUUGGCAAGAUCUUCCGCAAGCGCCACGCGACGGCUGAGCCAAUCGAGCCGCCAAGAAGAGGAAGCGUUUCGCGAUCGACCUCCUACUUCAAUCCUGAUGUGGCCGGUGGCCUCAAGGUCCCGUCCACACCUCCAUUGGCGCCUGCAGUGCACUUCAACGGCGCUGCAGAGCUUGAGAAGAUUGGGCAUCCCACAUUCGGUCUCGCGCCGAAUAUAAUGGCACGCAACUCGUCCGUGACCAACCUCGACAUGAACGGCGCGAUUGUCGGCCUCAUCGGCGACGUGCCGAAGCCCGAAGGACUAGAGUCGGACGUGAUGAACAUUGUCCGGUCUGGCCGCCCUGUGGGCUACACCUGGACGGUUCGCCGAUGGGCAAAGAAGAACAUGGAGGGAUGGGCGUCGCACAUCGUCGCCGCUGCGGCGGCGGGCCUCGAUAUGGUUGGCAAUUCGAUACCGGGUGAUGGCGCCGAUGAGGUCGUGUUCGAGUGGGUCAAGAUGCGGUUCUGCACAACAAACGAGGACGCGAUCGCGGCCCUCCGGCGCCACCCAGCGGCGUCAGAGGGUGCCAACCUCCUCAGACGUACGCGCCCAUUGCUGCCGAGUCCAUCCCCGGGCGCCAGCCCCGCCGGAUCGCGCAUCAACCUUGUGCAGCGCCAGCGUACCAACCUCGACGCGACCAUCAAGGCUCGCAAGGGGCCAGCACCACCUUCGCCUGCCCCGAGCAAGCGCCGUGUAUCACCUCCGACAACACGCUCGUCGGAUGAGGCCGCGUCCGCCGACGUGAACGUCACCCUCGUCAACCUCGACGUGGAUGAGCAUGGCGUCGUGCCCGCCGUCCACGAGCCGGACCAGCCGCUGACGCCCGAGGAUGACGGCUACGACUCGGAUCCCGAGGACAGCGAGACUCCAUGGGCGUGCAGCGUGUGGGUCAAGCGCACGGGCUACCGCCAGCUGCUCGCGACCCUCACCCCGGCCCCGCACCACCCCAAAGUCAUCGCUGUGCUCAGGGUCCCGUCGGUGCUCAAGGGCUUGUCGCUCACGGACGUUCCGGCGUCUGCCGACAAGUCGGGACCUGUUUCCGGCAUUGCCGCGCGGGUUCGCGACGAGGUGUGCCUGACGGAGGAGAACCUCAAGGACGUCGUGAGCGUCACAGCCAUGUGGCUCGUCGCACGAGAAGAGUUCAGCGGAUUCGGACGCAAGGACAAGCGCAAGGUCUAA
Messenger RNA from Cutaneotrichosporon cavernicola, 2439 nucleotides. RefSeq lists its product as uncharacterized. The transcript has 2 exons. Lineage: Eukaryota; Fungi; Basidiomycota; Tremellomycetes; Trichosporonales; Trichosporonaceae. The record is from RefSeq and is a predicted model, not a curated record. The coding region runs from base 1 to 2439 and encodes 812 amino acids.